Molecule: messenger RNA, 8093 nt
Organism: Phasianus colchicus (ring-necked pheasant)
Lineage: Eukaryota; Metazoa; Chordata; Aves; Galliformes; Phasianidae
Gene: INTS9
Product: integrator complex subunit 9
Biological process (GO): snRNA 3'-end processing
Cellular component (GO): integrator complex
Source: RefSeq, a predicted model, not a curated record
ACUACAAGUCCCGUGAUGCUCCGGGGCGGGAAGGGGGAACGGGCAGGCAGGAAGGCGGGGGUAGGAUUGUCCGCGUAAAUAGAGCCGGGUGAAGCAUGAAGCUGUACUGCCUGUCGGGACAUCCAACCUUACCAUGCAACGUGCUCAAGUUCAAGUCCACCACCAUCAUGCUGGAUUGUGGACUGGAUAUGACAUCUACCCUCAAUUUCCUGCCGUUGCCACUGGUUCAGAGCCCCAGGCUGUCCAAACUUCCUGGAUUAGUUUUGAAAGAUGGAAGCACGUUUCUGGACAAGGAGCUGAAGGAGUGCUCUGGCCAUGUGUUUGUGGAUUCUGUGCCAGAGUUCUGUUUGCCAGAGACUGAGCUGCUUGACCUCUCCACAGUGGAUGUAAUCUUAAUCUCAAACUAUCACUGCAUGAUGGCACUGCCUUAUAUCACAGAGUACACAGGAUUCACUGGAACGGUGUAUGCCACUGAGCCCACUGUUCAAAUUGGCAGACUUCUCAUGGAAGAACUGGUGAAUUCCAUUGAACGUGUGCCAAAGGCUCAGUCUGCCUCCACAUGGAAGAACAAGGAGGUACAGAGAUUGCUACCAGCCCCUCUGAAAGAUGCAGUGGAGGUGUCAAUGUGGAGGAAGUGCUACACCAUGCCUGAAGUGAAUGCUGCUCUCAGUAAGAUCCAGCUGGUGGGAUAUUCCCAGAAAAUCGAGUUGUUUGGUGCUGUGCAGGUCACCCCUCUCAGCUCAGGCUACGCUCUUGGAAGUUCCAAUUGGAUUAUCCAGUCGCACUAUGAAAAGGUUUCCUAUGUUUCGGGAUCUUCUCUGCUUACAACACAUCCUCAGCCCAUGGACCAGGCUUCUCUUAAAAACAGUGAUGUUCUCAUCCUGACGGGUCUUACACAGAUCCCUACUGCUAACCCAGAUGGCAUGGUAGGAGAGUUCUGCAGCAACUUGGCUAUGACUGUCCGGAAUGGAGGAAAUGUGUUGGUUCCUUGUUACCCCUCUGGAGUAAUAUACGAUCUGCUGGAGUGCCUGUAUCAGUAUAUUGACUCUGCUGGACUCUCCAACGUCCCUUUUUAUUUCAUCUCGCCUGUUGCCAACAGCUCACUUGAGUUCUCCCAGAUCUUUGCUGAGUGGUUGUGUCAUAACAAACAAACAAAGGUGUAUCUUCCAGAACCUCCUUUUCCUCACGCUGAGCUGAUUCAGACAAACAAAUUAAAACAUUACCCCAGCAUCCAUGGAGACUUCAGCAAUGACUUCAAGCAGCCAUGUGUCAUUUUUACUGGGCAUCCCUCUCUAAGAUUUGGGGAUGUGGUUCAUUUCAUGGAGUUAUGGGGAAAAUCUAGCUUGAACACUGUUAUAUUCACAGAACCAGAUUUCUCUUAUCUGGAUGCUCUGGCUCCUUAUCAACCUUUGGCCAUGAAAUGUGUUUACUGCCCCAUUGAUACAAGACUGAAUUUUAUCCAGGUGUCUAAAUUGCUCAAAGAAGUCCAGCCUCUCCAUGUAGUUUGCCCGGAGCAGUACACUCAGCCACCACCCUCCCAGUCUCACCGUACAGAUUUGAUGAUAGACUGUCAGCCUCCACCAAUGUCCUACCGCAGAGCAGAGGUCCUGACUCUUCCCUAUAAACGACGCUAUGAGAAGAUCGAAAUCAUGCCAGAACUUGCAGAUUCGCUUGUGCCCUUGGAGAUUAAGCCUGGCAUUUCCUUAGCAACAGUUUCUGCCAUGUUGCAUACUAAAGACAACAAGCAUGUUCUGCAGCUCCCUCCAAAACCACCACAACCCCCCACCAGCAAGAAGAGAAAACGAGUGAGUGACGACGUGCCAGAGUGUAAGCCUCUGAAGCCAUUGCUGAGUGGCUCCAUUCCUGUGGACCAGUUUGUGCAGACACUUGAGAAGCACGGCUUCAGUGACGUCAAGGUGGAAGACACAGCCAAGGGCCACAUUGUGCUCCUCCAGGAGGCAGAAACACUCAUUCAGAUUGAGGAGGACUCCACACACAUCAUCUGUGACAACGAUGAACCUCUUAGGGUGAAGCUGCGUGACUUGGUUCUUAAAUUCCUGCAGAAAUUUUAGCCCAUGGACACCACACUGCUCUGCAGGGAGAGCCCUCAGAGCACCAGAGCAAAGAGCUUUUAGAGGGUGACCCCGGAGAGAGAGAAUAUCCGCAUUCAGAAGCCAGAAACCACCUUUUCUUCAUGCAGAAGCAACUAAGUAUUUUUUUAAUAUCUUUAUAUAUUUUUUAUUUAAUUUUUAGCCAGUUUUGGAAUACUUCAGAGGGGAUUCCUGUGCUGUAAAAUUCCUUUCUGGAAUGUUUAAGGAGAUACAGAUUGCAGAGUAAAUAAAUAGAGUGUAUAUUUAGGAAGUCAGGGUGAAACCAUAUGCAGGUCAGAUAUUUCUCUGUGUGAUGCAGUCAAUCAGCAGUGUGUGCCCCAGCCCUUUAUCCAACACAACUCUGCAAGAAUAUUCGAACAGUAGCCUCAGAUAUUAAGAGAAGAUUGGUUUUUUUUCUCCCCACUGUGUCUUCACUGCAUCCAGUUUUCUGUCUGUGUGUAUGUUUCCCUGGAUAUGGUACAAAGAGGAGCAUGGCAGAGAUCAUAAAAACAAAAAGAAAAUGGGGACUAUGCUGGGCAUGGCCAAUAGCUUCAGAGUGCCCAGAGCACCUUCAUUCUCCUAGAGCAGAGCUUGAGCACUUCAAAGCAUUCACUGAUGUUCACCUCACCUCUUAGGACCGAAUCUGUCCACCGAGAUGUUGGGUCCCUCCAUCAUCAGUGGGAGAGGUACCAACAGGAGGCAUUGCAAUUGCAGGCAGAAUGGUUGGUUGCCCUUCUGUGCCCUAUUUGUCUGUUGGCUGUUGGUGCUGAGACAGCUCCAUUCCCAUCUCACUGCUUCCAUUGGGUGCAUGAGGCUAAGCAGCAUGAAUCUGGGACCCAGAAACCCAGCUGAGAAGGGAGGCAUUCUCAUGUAUGUUAAAGCAGUUAAACUCCCCCUGCUCACGAAAAACCCGGGAGAUUUAAGUGCCUCACAUUUCUACCUUCCCAAAAUCUUUUAGCCCCCACAUUCCAAAUUCCUGUUGAAAUUCUGAUAGCCCUCUCUACAAAGCCAUCUGUACUGCAGACUAGGGGGGCUUUUCCCUUUCAAAGUUGUGUAUUUGGAGCCUAAACUUAGUUAAUAGUACUGCUUUUAAAAGUAGCUGAUUGAUUUCUUGGAUUUACUGCUGUUUUCUUGUUUUCAUUUUUUUUAAUGGGAUUGUUUUGUAUUUAUUUGGUGUUAAAAAUAAAAAGUGUAGUAAGAAUGCUGAGGAGAAACCACAUUCAGUGGUUUAUAAAAGCAUCUGCUUGCCUGGUCCACAUCCACAGGUGCGUAAAUAUACAUAUUUGUAAAACAAAACGUCUCCAGUUUACAGCCUUGGGGAGAUUAAGGCAGUGGGAGAACAGCUCUGUAAUAAAAACUGUUUGCUGUUGCAGUUUGCACAUCAUAUUUCCUACACAUUAAGGGUUCCUGCUUGAUUGGUUGUGCAGGCUCUGGCAUCUGUACCGUGGCUUUCUGUGUGUGUCAGGGGCAUGAGAGCAAUGGUAUCAUUAGGGCAAUAAAAACCUGGUUGCAGAAGCAUGAAUCCCAAUGAGAGUUUACAACAUCUGUGGUAGUUCAGCUUCUUUAUCAUCAGUAGCAAAUAGAAUAAAAGAACUGGGCAUAUCUCACCUGGCAGUUAAAUCUGUAUAAAGAUUAUUCUGAACACAUGAAGGCCACUGGAUGUAGGCAGGGUAGGAAGGAGAGGGACACGCAUGCCUUAUAACAGGUGAGUCCUUGAAGUGCCUCUCUCCUUGUUACCCACUGGCCCCAAUGCUCCAGAGACUUCAUUUUGUGAAUGUGCUAAUUUGCAUUUAUAAUUACAGAGGAUUUAAAUCCACCUGAAGGUCCCAGUGCCACCAUCAGAUGCUGUGACAGCUCAGCAGACGGUGCAGGGCUGUGUGUUCACCAACGUGAGAUGUAACCACACUGUGUGUUUCUCUGACUGCAGGUGCAUGAGGGCAGGAAGGUGAAGCUUUGCUGCAGUGUUGCAGUCUGAUCAGCUGUGCGUGUGAGGGGAGAAAACCUUCCUCAUGUCCCAUUCAGAAGAAUGUUCAGCUGUUACACAGCAGGUCAGGUUAGACAUAGAGGUGUUCUAGCUCUCAAGAUACUCAAGAAAUCUUUAAAUAGGAACCAUGAGACAGCUUGUGUCAGCUUCAGUGGCUACUCCACUGGUGUAUAAUUGGGCCAAACCAACCCCAGUGCUCUGAGCCCUGUGGAAGUCUCUCAGUGCUGCCCAAAUUGACAGAACUGUAGAGCUCCAGCCUAGUCCUGCCCCAUGGAUGAUUUUGGACAUGUUUCAUGGCUUGCUGCAGUCCAGUCCAAAAACAUUUUGUUUGGUUCACUACUGCUGUGAUUGGGGCUGUCACACCAAAUCCUGUAAUUUGGGGCACAAAGCCAUGACUCCUAUCAGCUGUGCUGAUACUUCAUCACAUCACUGGCAGCUGGUGGAUUUCCAAAGGCCUCGCCACCCCUCCUGGGAAAAACAAUCAAUGGGAAAGUGUUCACGUUUUUCCUCUUGUCGUUUUGGACAGAACGUCUCACUGCUCCAGUCCAGCAUCUGAAAACCAGUUUGUUUCUUUCUUAGAAACAGGUUGUGCCUGCUGGAAAAAUAAACAUACUGAGGGGAUCCUUCAGAUAAAAAUUUUAAUUAAUCUCACAAAAUAAGCUCUUGUUCGUUCUGCACAGAGGAAGAAAAAUAAAUGGCAUUUCUUCUGGCUGGGUCAGUGCUGCAGAGGUAACCAUGGCAGCCUGGGAGGGAUGCGAAUGGAGGGGGUGGAAUUAGAUGGAUGCCAAAUACAUUUUAACUAGAGACACGCUUUAGUGGACAGACAGCAGCAAAGGCACUUGGGUUUGGCAUCAUCUUCCUUCUAGAAGGAAAACAUCCUGGCCACAGUGUGAUGUUUGUUGUGCCAUGGCCCUGUGCACAUGUGACUUUAAUGCAGAUAGCAUUUGCAGCUGGUAGCAGAUACUCCUAGGUGGAAAGAAGUAUAUUAUAUUUUUAUUCUAUUAAUAAGAACCCAAAUAAAAACAACUGGAGCAAGUCAUUCCAUUCCAGGCUUGCUGUCUCCCACACCGUGCCCAGGUGCGUAGGCCAGCCCUGAGGUCACAUCAGUGUCCCUUCCUAGGGGACAUGAGCACGAUGAACCAAGGGCAGCCUGCGUCUGUGCCCUGUGGGCAGCACACAUCUUUGGGAGGAAUGGGGCUUUGGUUUCAUCCAUUUGUAUUGGCAUGGGUGGGCUCACCCUGGGGAAGCUAAGCCAUGUGGAAUGGUCCCUAUUUACCUGUCACAUGCAGCCAUCUGAGUCCAUCUGUGAUCCCAUUCCUUGAGCCCCACCAGCUGUGCUUUUCUAGUAGGGCUAAGGCUGUGGCUGAAAGCUCUUUGCCUUGAUUAACACAAGAAAUUAUUCCCCCACUGUUUUUCUCCCCUAUUGCCCCCCAGCACUUGUUCCUCACCUUGCCCAGAGCCCAUAGGGGUGAUGCCUCCAUCCUGAGCCCAACCCUACUGAAAGAUGCUGCCAUUUUGACUAAUUUUUGUCAUUGUCAUCAUGUUGGCAGCUCAGCAUAAGAGCUUAAAAACUGCUAUGCGUGAGAGUCCAGCCUGUGCCAAGCAGUGCCUGCAUGAAGAGCAGCCAAAAGGCUUUUAACACCACAGCAGUAGGAACUCAUCUCACUUGGGGUUUUAUUCUUGAAUCAGAAAUUGUUUUUUUUUUUUCUGGAAAUAACAGCAAGAACAAAUGCUCCCAGUAGGGACGAGCCUUUGCCCCAGGGCAGUUUGCUGAAAUGGACACAGCUGCCCUGAAGGUGUUCUGCUGGACCAGAGCAGCUCAUGGCUCUGCCCCUGCCCAGGGAAAAGGCAGGGCUGGGAAAUGUUGGUUUUGGGGUGCCCCGAAAUGAAGCUGCUGCAUAUCCCAUCCCGGUCCCAAACCCUUUCUCACAGCCCCCAGCAAAGCACGGAGCCAUGCUCAAGUUAAACUCUCCAUUUAUUGGAUCCUUUUACAAAAAAAAUCAACAUAUGAAUAUUGUGCUCGUGUUGAAGGAGUGUUCCUUUUUUCCUCCAUUUUUCUUUGAACCCGGUGCCCACGGGGCAGUUGGCACAGGGCAGGGCGGCACCACUGGCGAUGCUAUUUACAGUGAACGGGAGAGAACCUCACUCCACACCCAGCUGCAGCCCCAGUCCUGGGAUGAAGCAGCAGAAACAUCAAAAAAGGGAAAAGGCCUUCCUUUGGGAAAGGUGCAGCCACCGAGGGACCCUCACUGGGAUGAACCCCACAACCUGACCUGAGCUUCAGCAUUGCCCCGGGACCAUCACAAAACCCACAGCAAAGAUGCCGGUCACAAGGACGAUGGGGACAGUGGCAAGGGCUGUUCUCAGGGAUGCCUCUCUCCUCCCCCACAAUGAGGGAAGCCUGCAGGAUGCCAUUGGAGCAGAAAGUUGGGCAUGAAUCACAGAUCCGUGCUCUGGAUGGGCCCUGGUGUCUGUUGGGGCAGAGUGGGGUAAUCUUCCUAGCAACAGAAGGCUGAGGGUAGAGAUGGAGACAGCCCUGCACGUCCCUCCUGCCAGCAGCACGUCGCAGCACCCACCCACCUUCACCCCAAAUCCCUUUGGGGUUCAGCAAACAGGAAACCAUCCUGCAACUCAGUCCCACCCCGCAGGCACCCCAUCACAACUGUGGUGCCAGGCAUGUCCAAAAAAACCAACAGGCUGGGCAAGGGAUGAGAGUGCUGAGAGCCUGGAAGAACAACGCAAUUUUCCAUCACUGUUUCUUACUGGCCUGUGAAUGAGAAGCCAUGAUGGAAAGGAAGAGCCCACCCAGCCCUGGGACUGAGGGCCUACGUGGGUUUAGGUUUUGGAGUCCAGGAGGUGGGUGUCUGACAGCUGCCACGCACAGAGGCUCAGCAACCAGACCUUGCAAUGCAAAUGGCAACACAAACACUUCACGGUACAUCCGCAUCUUCCAAGCUCCAUAUAUUACGGCCUCCCCAAAAUAAGAACAUUUUCCCCUAAGACUUCUGAAAAUAAGCUGAUGGGAAGUGUGUAUCUCUAUUUAUAUAAAGUGCAAUCCACAGCUGCCCCCACCCUGGCUGCCACCCAUGCUCCAGUCCUCUAUGUAAAGAGACUGAACCUUCACACGCUCUGUUUCCAGAUGUUAAAACAAAAAAGAGAAAACAAUACACAAAGGGAGAACCAGACGCCUCACUCCUUAUUUCCCUGCACUCUGUGGUGCUGCUGAAGGUAUGUGCAGGAGAGCAGCCGUGUCCUUCCUCCACCCACAGGACCACAGCCAAGCAGAGCAGUGCGUUGAGCUGACGGCAUCCGCUGUGUAGGGGAGGAACCAGCUCCAAACCCAGCUCCAUGACCACGAUCCCAGUUAUGUUCCCCAGCCCACUUGAAUGGAAGGUCUUUGUGGGAUUAACCUUCAAAAGCAGCCCAGAGCCACACGUGUGUGCAGGCAGGAUGAGGGUUUAAGGCAGGUAGAUCCACCCCGGGCACAUGUGUGGCUUUGCAAUGGGGAUGAGGCAGUGUGGGAUCUCAGCAAUCGCUGGCGCUUCGCUUUGGUGCUGCUUGGCUGGCACAAAGGAGGAUGCCCAUCUCUUUUCCCCACCCUUUGAAGCAUUACAUGAUCUCAAAAGGACCAAUACCUCUCCUUCCAUCCCAGCAACACCAGCAGGUCAGCUAGGAGCACACGGGGCAGCUUGGUUUCCCUAUGGCUGCAGCACAGGGCACCAGGAAUAAGAACCACAGUGACUGCGGCACAGGGUCUGCUGCUGGGAGCUGAGUAAAGACCCACUGGGACCAACUUCUUCCUCACUCACCCCUCUUGGGUGGGCCCUGCGUGGUGAGCACAGCAGCAAAGUGCUCCUGGAUGGAUGAAAGCUGGAGUCCUCAGUUGUAGCUGUGAGGCGAGACGGUGUGUGAGAGGGGUGGGGAAGGGAUGGGGCCAGCACGGUCACCAGAGCUGCCUUGACACUGGGAGAAACAUCUGCAGCCCAACUCCUCCAAGCUGGCCUCGCUGUGGUGGGUCA